ACUAACCGCAAAUGGCAAAAUGCUGUCCUACGACCUUAACGAACGCCUGCUGACUGCGGUGAAAGGUGGCGACUUCGAGCAGGCACUUGGCUGCAUCAUGCAAGGUGCUCAGGCCUCGUAUGUAUCGCCCAGUUGCGGACGCACAGCUGUGGGCACAGCCGCUAUCCUGGGGGACGCGGAGUUGCUGGAGCUUCUGGUUCAGUCGUGCGAGGAACCAGAACUAGAUGUCUUCCAUCAAUCCCACACGGAUAGUCUGGAGAUCGAGCAAACGCCCGAAGGUAUGGAGAAACUGGAGUGGGUGGAUGAGUUCGAGAACUGUUCGGAGAAUGGAGUCAGCGGUGGAUCCGAGGAUAGCCAGCUAUAUCAGUAUUAUGCCAAGACCUUUGAAAACACCGGAGAAUUUCUAUCUCAGUGCUGCGUGUCCUGCCGGGAACAGGAUCCGCACCUCUACGAUGCCGACUUGGCCACCCCCUUGCACUAUGCCGCCUCCUGGGGCCAUGAGGAGUGUGUCCGCAUCCUCCUGGAACACAAUGCCCCCAUUAACGUGGUUAACAGCGAGGGCUAUGCUCCGCUUCAUACUGGUGCGGGCUUUGCCGGGGUCACCAAGCUGCUGAUCAAGCACGGAGCCUUGGUAAAUGCCAAGACGCUGAGUGAUGGCAGGACCGCGCUUCAUUUGGCCAUCGAGAGCAAGUCCAGGGAAUCCGCACGCCUGUUACUCCAGACGAAUAUCAAUAUCAAUGAUACGGACGACAUAGGCGAGACCCCCCUGAUGACGGCAAUUGCCUGCAGUAUGGUGGAUCUGGCCGAGGAGUUAGUGGAGAAGGGAGCCCGCAUCAAUCUCCAGGAUAAGCAUAAUAACACCGCUCUGCUGUACGCAGUCCGAGGUCGCCAUGGCCAGUUGGCCAAGUUGCUGCUUGAGCAUGGAGCUCGCCGACUGGCAUCGCAGCAUCUCCUGCAUAUUGCGGUUGAGAACAGCGACAGGAUGUUGGUGGAGCUUCUCCUGCAAUAUGGCGAGAGUUUGUCGGUGCGGAACGAAGACAACCACACUCCCAUUAUGGUGGCCAUCCACCGCCAGUGCCCAAAAAUGUUGGAGUACCUGCUGGACACAGCUGAGGAACAUCGCCGAUUGGGUCUCUACACAGAUGCCCAGGACGUAGGAUUGGUUUUGUUUGCCGUGCAGCAAAUAGUUCUGGUUGAGAAGUUCAAGGGCAUCCUGCGAGUCUUGCUGGCCAAGCUGGCGAGUGCCCGCGAGGAUUUAUAUGGCACCUGUACACCCACAAUUGUUUGUGGGCUAAUCUACUGCCAGACUCCGUUGUCCAGGACCAUUAACUUGUUUCACCUGGAACUCGCCGAGUUUCUCAUCCAUGAGGGCUGCAAUCUAGCUCAGAUUUGCCGUGAACAUGUGGUCAACGAGCUGCGAGCCAACUGCUCGGCCAGGACUUUGGCCUUUGCGAGAUUGUUGUGCAACGCUGGCUUUCAGUUUCCGCACAAGCAGCGAGCUUUGCCCAAGGAUUGGUCACCAGCUCGCCUUGCUUUUGAGCGUCAGAUGACCCUGUUUGGCACCCAGCCGCGCAGCCUGCAAUCUCUCAGUCGUCUGGUGAUACGAAAGCAUCUUCUGAAAUCCCUCCGAACAAGGCUGGACGUGCAAGAGAAGUAUCUGGCCACCCAGGAGCGUUCCUCGCUGGGCAGGAUUAUAGAUGAGUUCGCCAUACCCGCCACAUUGAAGCUCUACCUCAGCGACUUUACCGAGUUGCCAAAGGUGACGACCGUAGAACCGCAUCCGAUACCCGGUGUCAGAAGCUUUGAGUCAUGGGAUUGA
Molecule: messenger RNA, 1819 nt
Organism: Drosophila kikkawai
Lineage: Eukaryota; Metazoa; Arthropoda; Insecta; Diptera; Drosophilidae
Product: serine/threonine-protein phosphatase 6 regulatory ankyrin repeat subunit B
Biological process (GO): protein localization to ciliary inversin compartment
Cellular component (GO): ciliary inversin compartment
Molecular function (GO): protein binding
Source: RefSeq, a predicted model, not a curated record